GUUUAUAUGAUUCACAAUAUAUUGACAUUAAUUUGUGUACAAAAAUAGGACUGAAUUUGAAUUGAGAUUUGAAUUGAAUUACAAAAGCAUUGAUUGUGUGAUCGAUAUAUGAUAUGAUGGAUGACAUCCUCUUUGACUUUCUUCAUAUGGAAAGCGUUGAACUGUUGGCACAAAACUCGGACAACGACUCAAACGAGUUAUGUGUUUCCCGUUUAGAGCACAUCGGAUACAACACUGGCUAUCGAUUUGUGGAGAAAGCGACUAAAGAGUGGCAGCGAUUCAAAGACGAAUUGGAUGUAAUGAAGUUCAUCUGCAAAGAGUUCUGGUCCACAGUAUUCAAGAAACAGAUCGAUAAUCUGCGCACAAAUCAUAUGGGAAUCUAUGUAUUGCUCGACAAUCGGUUCCGUUUCAUAACACAUAUGUCUAACUCUAAGCAAUACGUCGACCAAAUGCCAAAGUACUUGGCCUUCACGUGCGGACUAAUCAGAGGGGCGUUAAGUAAUUUAGGUCUCAACUCAAUAGUGACGGCAGAGAUAGUGUCUCCUCCGAGUUGUCGCUUCCAAAUACAGAUUCAAAGACAACAAUAGGUCCGAAAGUAUUGAGUCUUCAGUUUUGUCAUUACAAGUGCUAUUGAUUUCAAUGUAAUUCUUAUGUCAAUUCGUUUUAAUGAAUAAUAUAUUCUUUAAAUAUUAAAAAUAACGUUUGAUUUGAUGUUUAAAAA
Messenger RNA from Medioppia subpectinata, 721 nucleotides. Lineage: Eukaryota; Metazoa; Arthropoda; Arachnida; Sarcoptiformes; Oppiidae. The record is from the annotation of a GenBank genome assembly.